CAGGGACUGCGUGUUUUGGCCAAGGCAGGCCUUGCUGUGGAUGAUGGUGUGCUUCGUGCGCUUGAACUUGAUCCACAAGCACCAGGGAGGGAGAGGAUGGCAAGCAGUGCAAGAGCCGGGAGUGAACUUUCCCCCACAGCGCAGCUGGGCCUCAAGGGCUCCUUCAUCUUUCCCAAAACAUUCGACUUCCGGACCCAUCAUGCUGCGCCCACGAGGACGUCAGUCACGUGUUCCGGUGGUGGUGGAGGAGGAGGGAUGCAGCCCAUCUGCCAGAACUAUUUUCUACUUUUAUCAACAUGGAAAGCUCAGAGGCUAAUAAUAAAGGAAAUAUCAAUCAGUCGGAAGCUCAGCGCCGGAGUCAGCUGGACCGGUUGGACCGAGAAGAAGCUUUCUAUCACUUUGUAAAUAAUCUGAGUGAAGAAGAUUACAGGCUGAUGAGAGAUAACAACUUACUAGGCACUCCUGGUGAAAUUACGGAAGAAGAGCUGCUAAGAAGGCUGCAGCAAAUUAAGGAAGGCCCACCGCAGCAGCACACUGAAGACAGCAGAGGUUCCGAGUCCACAGAAGAUGUGUCUAAUGGCGAUUCCAUAAUAGAUUGGCUUAAUUCAGUUCGGCAAACGGGGAAUACGACACGAAGUGGGCAGAGAGGCAACCAGUCGUGGAGAGCAGUAAGCCGGACUAAUCCAAACAGUGGAGAUUUCAGAUUUAGUUUGGAGAUAAACGUCAACCGCAAUAAUGGGAACCCAAGUACAGAAGCCGAGGGGGAGCCACCCGUAGAAACCCCCCCUGGGGAGGACCUAGAAAACAGCCAAAGUGACACUGAGACUUCGAGAUCAGCCUCUCCCCCAGUUGUAAGGCCGAGCUCCUCUCCUCCCGUGGCCAGGCAGCCUGACUCAGAAAUGAGUUAUCCCGAAGAACUGAGUGAAGACAUCUCGCUUCAGAGAGGCCAGAGAAGGUCAAGAAGCCGAAGCCCUGAACAACGAAGAACACGGGCAAGGACUGAUAGAAGUAGAUCCCCUCUUAAUCCAGUGAGUGGAUCUCCUCGCAGGAUACAUCACAAUACAUCUUCUCAAACCCCGGAUCUUCCCUUGGUCGCUGAAGCAGAAGGAAGUUCUAGAACAAGGCAGCAUAUGAUCAUACGUCAACAUGCCACAAAUUCUGAGGCGCCUGCUGAAAAUACUGUUCUCUUUUCGACCUCUGAAGCCAGGCCUGUCCCUCAGGCAGUGAGUUCUUCAGAAACGACUGGCAGUGUGGAGCCCCCAGCCCCUGGACAGAGACCCCCGACCAUAGUGCUUGACCUGCAAGUGAGACGGGUUCGUCCGGGAGAAUACAGGCAGAGAGACAGCAUAGCCAACCGAACUCGAUCCAGGUCCCAGACGCCAAACAAUACAGUCACUUAUGAAAGUGAGCGAGGGGGAUUUAGACGUACCUUUUCACGCUCGGAAAGGGCGGGGGUGAGAACUUAUGUUAGCACCAUUAGGAUUCCCAUUCGCAGAAUCCUGAACACAGGCCUGAGCGAGACCACCUCAGUUGCCAUUCAAACCAUGUUAAGACAAAUCAUGACUGGCUUUGGUGAGCUCAGUUACUUCAUGUACAGCGAUAGCGACGCCGAUCCCGGGGGCUCGGCACCAGCCCCGAAUGUGGAGACGGCAGAGCCCCAGCCCGGAGGGGGCAGUGGAAAUGGCCACUUGAUCCCUGAAGCUCCUGAGGCUGGAUUGGGAGAGGCCUAUGAAGGCAGCCCUGAAGGGGGCCCCACAGCCGGCCCGAGACGGGAGGGGCGGAACACAAGGGGCUCCGUUACUUUUGAAGAAAGUGGUUCCUUGCCAUUCCUUAGCUUGGCCCAGUUUUUCCUGCUCAAUGAAGAAGACGAUGACCAGCCCAGAGGACUCACCAAAGAACAAAUUGACAACCUCGCCAUGAGGAAUUUUGGCGAGAGCGACGCUCUGAAAACCUGUAGUGUUUGUAUCACCGAAUACACCGAGGGGAAUAAGCUUAGAAAACUACCUUGCUCCCACGAGUAUCACGUGCACUGCAUAGAUCGCUGGCUAUCUGAAAAUUCCACUUGCCCAAUUUGCCGCCGAGCCGUCCUGGCUUCGGCUAACCGGGAGAGUGUUGUCUAAGCCACCGCGGUAUCCUUUCAGCUGAUUAUGUGAUGAGGGAGCGAUGGGCAAGACGCUGCUUGCAACGGCCACUUUUUGUGUGGUGGUUAUAAAUACCAAACAAAGAAUAGUGUGAUUUCCUCUUAUGAAAUGGAAUUUCUUUUUUCUUUUUUUAAAAAAAGAGCAAAACCUUCUCAAUUAGGGUUCCUAAAAUAAGACCAGAUUUGUGUUGUCAAUUAAAAAAGAAAAGAGAAAACUAUAUUUGCCCAAAGACACUUGGCUGUUGUAUACUUUCAGUUUUUCAACACAAAUCAAGUUCUUGGUCCCACCUGACCCCAAUGUGUGUUGAAUGCUGGAGGCCUCGACUAACUGGAGUCAUUUAGCCGUAUGCAGCCUGUGGAUGAAAGCGAAACAACUCCGCUCCCCUGGCAGAAAGUCACCUCCCACGUCUGAUUUUAGCUCCUUUCUUGUAUAGGGUAUUGAAUAUGGUAAUGUAAAUAACACUAACCUGAGCCCCUCCCUCCCACUGUACAGCUGUCUUAAGCCCAACACUAUGGAACACCAUAGAAUGACCUGAUAGUUUAACUGGGAUAUUUAUCUUGCUGUGGAAAUAUCUUAAUUAAUUGCUUAUGCUUGUUUAAAUAAACACUUUUGUUUUAAAAACAGUAAAAGCUUUUUGUACAGGUCAGUGACUUUUCCACUGCGCUUUUGUGCAAACAUUUUCAGAAUUUAACCCUCCACUGUGUUUAGCCACAAGAGCACAUGGUGUGGUUCUCCACCUUGGGCAAGCCUCAUGGCAAAGAGCCCAGUUUUCAUCAGUAUUUAUUAUUAUUAUUUUAUUUUAUUAUUAUUUUAUUAUUGUUGUUUUUGUUGUUUGUUAUUAUUUUUUGGGUGGGAGGAAACAUUGGGAAUUAAGACAACUGAGCUGAGCAAGUCCUCUGCAGCCUCUGAGGCACGAGAUGCUUCCAUAGUUUGGCUGCAGAGCUCUUUCUAGCACAUUUGCUGCUGCAACAGCAGCUUCGCUCACCUGAGCUUUCCCAGUACAAAUUUUCAUGAUGAACACAUUAUGUGUAAAGUCAGGUUAUACAACAGAUUGCACUGCACGACACACCCGAGCAAAAUGUGAUUGCUGGCUGCUUCAUGGCUCAGUGUGUAGUGCAAAUCCAAAUCAGUGUGGUUAGCUAAGGGCCCCGUAGGUUGUUAAGCAAUGUAACUGAAUUGAAUGGGAUAAGCGUGGUUCAGUUCUCCAGUGCAAGUUGCUGGGCCUUCUGUGAUCCCAGCUUUGCAAAGGUAGCUGGUUGUGGAGUUUUUUUGGCACUGUGAAAUCUGCUUAUUCUCCACCUUGCUCUGAACGCAGAUACUCUUUGUGCACCAUAUUUCUAACCACUGUGCAUCAGGCAUUUGUGGCUUUCAGCAAAACUUUCUAGUGACUUGUAUAUUUUUAAUUGGGAUGUUUUAAAAGUUGUUUCUCUGAAAGUUUAAUUCCUUGCUUGGAGGUGGAAGAGAAGCUCUUUGAAUAAAACGUACUGGGAUUCCCCCUCCCUCCCAAGCAAGUAGUUUAUCAAAUUAAAUCUUACGAAUUCAUCAAUUAGUCUUAAGGCAACUGCUUGGAAACACAUCAGAUUGUUUCUUCUAUGCUGUAUAUAUCCUAGGAAUAAUUUUUAUUGAGUAAAUAAAUUGUGCUUUUGCUUAUAGAUUUUGCAACCGUUUUUAUCUUCUGCUAAUGAUAUACAAAGAAAUGAUUUUUCAUUGGAUAUUUAAAAAAUACAUGAAGCACUUUCUGCUGUGCCUAGUUAAGAAUUGCAGCACAUUUUCUCCCUCUUCUACUGCCUCAAAAAAUUGGAUUGUAAUUCA
This is a messenger RNA of Thamnophis elegans (Western terrestrial garter snake), 3953 nucleotides long. RefSeq names its product ring finger protein, LIM domain interacting (gene RLIM). Gene Ontology annotation, biological process: random inactivation of X chromosome; protein ubiquitination; ubiquitin-dependent protein catabolic process. The record is from RefSeq and is a predicted model, not a curated record. Gene Ontology annotation, cellular component: nucleoplasm; cytoplasm. Gene Ontology annotation, molecular function: ubiquitin protein ligase activity. The coding region runs from base 297 to 2120 and encodes 607 amino acids. NCBI's taxonomy places the organism in Eukaryota, Metazoa, Chordata, Lepidosauria, Squamata, Natricidae. The transcript is spliced from 4 exons.